UUGCCUAAUAAUCAUCGACUAUUUAUAUACCACAUCAAUCAUAAAACAACCAAACAGGAACAAAUCGAAAAUUCUGGGGAAGUACCAAUUUUCGAACUUGUCUUCAUGUCUUCAAUUAGACUUCUGUUUAUCCUGGUAGUGUCUAUGACAUUAGGAUGCGCGUUAAGCCAACCGAAUAAGUUGUCAGCGUACGAGGUUCUUGUUGAGUAUGGGUUCCCAGUGGGUCUUCUUCCCAAAGGUGCCAUAGGCUAUGCGCUAAAUAGAGAAACAGGUGAGUUCGCUGUGUAUUUUGAUGGAAGAUGCAGCUUCAGCAUAGAGUCCUACGAGCUCGAGUACAAGGCAACCAUCACGGGAGUGAUCUCCAAUCGCAGGCUCUACAAGCUGAAGGGGGUCAAAGUCAAGGUUUUGCUCUUGUGGCUCAACAUCGUCGAGGUUGUUCGUACUAAUAAUGAUAUCCAAUUCUCUGUGGGUAUUGCUUCCGCUAACUUUGGGUUGGAGAACUUCUUCGAGUGCCCCCAGUGUGGAUGUGGAUUCGAUUGCAACAAACUCCCCGAAAACGGUGAUGUUUCUUCAAUUUAAGCUUGUUAUAUGAUUCUAUUCGGAACAAUUGUUGGUCUCUCUGUUGGAGAGUUUAGAUCUAUCUAUCUUUUGUGCUUUUUUUUAAUUAAUUAGUCUAGUUUUAUCAGGGUAUUGUUUUCCCCUCACAUGAAUCAAGACUUUUUGGUGCUUUGUUGUACCAUUUGCCUGAGAAUCCAAACAAAUGUCACCGUAAACUGGCAUCAUUCUACUGUCUUGCCCUUAUCAAUCAUCCCGUUGGGUAUAU
Gastrolobium bilobum is the source of this 823-nucleotide messenger RNA. RefSeq lists its product as uncharacterized. Lineage: Eukaryota; Viridiplantae; Streptophyta; Magnoliopsida; Fabales; Fabaceae. Bases 106 to 579 code for a protein of 157 amino acids. The record is from RefSeq and is a predicted model, not a curated record. The transcript has a single exon.